Messenger RNA from Leopardus geoffroyi (Geoffroy's cat), 3406 nucleotides. It is a transcript of the gene SCAMP5, whose product is annotated as secretory carrier membrane protein 5. NCBI's taxonomy places the organism in Eukaryota, Metazoa, Chordata, Mammalia, Carnivora, Felidae. Gene Ontology annotation, biological process: protein transport. The transcript is spliced from 7 exons. Gene Ontology annotation, cellular component: recycling endosome membrane; trans-Golgi network membrane. The coding region runs from base 215 to 922 and encodes 235 amino acids. The record is from RefSeq and is a predicted model, not a curated record.
GAGGGUGGCGCGGGCGCGUGAGGAGCCGGCAGGAGGAGCGCGCGCGCGCGCUCCCCGCCCCCAGCCCCGGAGCGGCUCGCGGCAGGCUCCGCGCCGCAUCGCUGGGUGAAGCGCAGAGCAGGGCGACGGCCUUUCGGCAGCCGAACGGCAGCGGCGGGUCAAGACAAAGAGGCGUGGGCAGGCCUCUGGGCCAGCUGGUGCCACCCGUGCCAUCAUGGCAGAGAAAGUGAACAACUUCCCACCAUUGCCCAAAUUCAUCCCCUUGAAGCCAUGUUUCUACCAAGACUUUGAGGCAGACAUUCCUCCCCAGCAUCUCAGCAUGACCAAGCGCCUCUACUACCUCUGGAUGUUGAACAGCGUCACGCUGGCCGUGAACCUGGUGGGCUGUCUCGCGUGGCUGAUCGGAGGCGGGGGAGCCACCAACUUUGGCCUGGCCUUUCUCUGGCUCAUCCUCUUCACACCCUGCUCCUACGUCUGCUGGUUUCGGCCCAUUUACAAGGCCUUCAAGACUGAUAGCUCCUUCAGCUUCAUGGCAUUCUUCUUUACCUUCAUGGCCCAGCUGGUCAUCAGCAUCAUCCAGGCUGUGGGCAUCCCAGGCUGGGGAGUCUGCGGCUGGAUCGCCACCAUCUCCUUCUUCGGAACAAACGUUGGCUCAGCAGUGGUGAUGCUCAUUCCCACCAUCAUGUUCACGGUUGUGGCUGUGUUUUCCUUCAUCGCUCUCAGCAUGGUUCAUAAAUUCUACCGGGGCAGUGGGGGGAGUUUCAGCAAAGCUCAGGAGGAGUGGACCACGGGGGCAUGGAAGAACCCACACGUGCAGCAGGCGGCCCAGAAUGCAGCCAUGGGGGCGGCCCAGGGUGCCAUGAAUCAGCCGCAGACUCAGUAUUCCGCCACCCCCAACUACACAUACUCCAAUGAGAUGUGAGCCAGCCACGCCUACCAGGAGGGCAGGGCUGGGGGGUCAGUGGGAUGGGGACUCAAGCCACAUCGUCAGUUGUGGUGACCAAGCAGGGUUCCCCCCCUCCCUUUGCUCCUCCCCCACUUUGUACAAAGAAUCAGAGUUAUAUAUAUAUAUACAUAUAUAUAUAUGUAUAUGUCUCCCCCCUUUCCCCACCCCUCUGGAUUUUGCUGUCAGAACUCUGAGAGCUGUGGGCUGCACGUGGAGCUGUCCCGUGCAGUGGUAGCUAUGUCCAUGUCCCCUUGUGAAAUAGUACACAGUGGAGGUCUCUGUUGUUGUGGUGCUAGAUGUAUGUUUAGAACUCAACCAGCCCCCACCCUCCACCAGGGAUCUGACCUUGGCCCAGGGAUCCCUUAUGGGCCAGGGAGGCAUAGCAGAAAGCCUGGCCCCUCCCCAGGGUCAUGAGCUGAAACUGUCUCCACUUUUGGUCUUACUGGGAAGCAACAGUAUUUAGCGCUCAUGGGGGUGGUAGGUAGGAGGGUGGGGAUAGGCCAGGGAUCUUCCUUUGCUCCUUCUGAUCUGGUCUCCUCCACCUCCCACUUCUCCUCUCCUCUUUUCCUGGUGUCAGAUUCCCUGUGGCUUCUUUUCUUGCCCAGGGUCUCUGUCUUUCCCAUGUGGCUUUUCUUUGUCUUCCCCAAGGCUGAGUGUGCCAGUUGUGUCUGCUCCUGAGACUGAGCCCAUUCCCAGAUCAAGGAAGUAGACAGGAGCUGAGCUUUAGUGGUGACGUGGGAGGGCACGCAGCUGGAGAUGCAGAGCCCACCUGGGAACCUGACUCCCAGGGAGUGGAACUGCAGGGUCAUCUCCUUGAUUCUCAGAGUGUGGCCUACAGGGGAAGGCUCCUCUCUUCUCUGUCCUGCUUCUUCUCCUUCUCUUUCCAGAGUCCCCUUGAGCCCCUCUGCCUAUGUCACUCUCCUCGUCCCAUGCUAGGUGGCAUCUGCUACCCAUGAAGGCAGAUUCCACUGUCUUCUCUGAAGAGCUGGGUGGUGUCCAGGUGAUUUGGGGGUAUAAAGGUGCAGCUGGAGCAGAGGGUAUGCAAAUAAUAAUUGGUCUUUGGGGGAGAUCUGGCUGGCCCAAGCCCAUUGGGCAGGUGCCAGGUGUCUCUGAAAGACCAUUGGAUUUCUGGGAGGUAUAGCUGUUGUUUGGGUCUGGUAGAGGGGCAGGCUCAGAGGGCUGAGCCUGGACGGAAGAUUGGAGGAGAAGGCAGGCAGGGCCCAGUGAGAGGAGAGGGUGUCUCUUCCCACCCCAGCUUGCUUUUGGUCACAGAGCACUUCUGGGCUCUUGAAGUCAGGGCCCAGGAAGAAGCACAUGCUCAGUCCUAUCCACAAGCACAAUGAAUGGCUGGAAUGGGAUUUCAGGGUAGACCGGGUGGGAGGGAAAGCCCUCUGGCUUUUUUUUUUUUUUUUUUUUUUCAAAUCGAGAUUACUUGCUCCUUUCUGCCUACUAGACUUGGUUUUUGGCCCCUCCUCACCCUGUCAGAACUCCUUUUCCCUUGCAGGGUGGUGAUUUAAGUCUUGUGGGGCUGUUCUGUUCUAAGCAUCGUGAAAAUGUUGCUGGUGGAGGCCCUGGCUCUUUCUGAGGCCUGGAGGGGAGUGGAUUCUCAGCAAAGGAGCAGCCACCUGUUUUCCAUCCUCCCUUGUGCCUGGGCUGUUUAGCCUGAAAACCCAAACCCAGCUUGGUCACUCUGGGCUGGAACCCAGCACUUGGGCUUCCAGGUACCAUCUGAGCUUUGAGCUCCAGGUACUUCAUUUUCUGUAAGGGGAGCCAAGGGCUCUGGAAAGUUCUCUUCCUAAUGGUCCUUUAGGCUUGGGCCAGAGUAUGAUUGGCUCUCUGCUCUACCAUUUGCUCUCUGGAAGGCAGAGCCUUCUAGUCACAAGCCUCUAGUACCUAAAAAGAGACCCUAGGUCUAGGUUUUCUUCACUUUUCCUCUCCCCUACCCUAGACCUCUGGUUCCCUUUCUCUUGGUCUCUGGUAGCUCCAGGAGGGCUGUGGUGGUUCCCAUUCCUGUUGGAUGCCACCUGUGGUCGAUUUGUUGUCCUACCUGCCCCUCUUCUUUCCUGGCUCAGACCUAUAUGGCCAUGCCCUGGCUCUGCUCUUGGGAAGGCCUGCUACCUGGUUGUGGCCCAGCUUGUCCAGGCCCUGGGAUGCUGCGUCUCCAGGCAACUAUGCACUUUCCUAGGGUGGGAACCGGUAUGAGAAGUGGGGGCUGGGCACGAAUUUAUCUCUGCUGGAUGGUCUGUCUUGGAGGAGUGCUGGAGGAAGGCCCAGGUCAGUUCUGGGAAUCCUCAGGUCUGGCCAGCCAGUGACCUGCUUUUGCAUUUUGCUGGUGCCCGUUGCUCCUCCUUGUUUCUGGGGGACACAGACCAUUGUCCAACUGGCAGUUGACCUGCCUGAGCUAAUGUCUGUCUGUGGUAACUGAGUGAACCAUAAUAAAGGGGAACAUUUGGCCCUGUG